This is a messenger RNA of Drosophila melanogaster (fruit fly), 436 nucleotides long. RefSeq lists its product as uncharacterized. Bases 10 to 321 code for a protein of 103 amino acids. The transcript is spliced from 2 exons. The record is from RefSeq and is marked reviewed. Lineage: Eukaryota; Metazoa; Arthropoda; Insecta; Diptera; Drosophilidae.
CAAACAGUUAUGGUCUCCAAGUGGCUGCGCAUCUUGGUUCUAUUUCUUCUGGGUCUUGCAACCUCGCGGGCCUCCCUAUUUCGCUCCGAGUCGCCGAAACCACAGUUGAGCUGGUGGCACAAACAGUACUACCAGUCGCUAUGGCAACAGAGGCUGCGGUUUACGACGACUCCCCGGCCAGGAGCCACUCCCGAAUCGGAUGAAGCCAGAUUGGUGUAUCCCUGCUACUGCUACAAGCCAACUCCCGAGGGCUUGGCCACUGCCAGUCCGGUGGAGCAGCGAAUGAUUGAGACCAAGGAAAUAUUCUUCUUGAACAAAUAGUGAGAUGUGCGGUAAUGAUGUAUGUACACAACGAUAUGUAGUCGAAAUAAAACAGGUAAAGUGUUCAUUAGGAAAAAGUAAAUAAACUCGUUGCGGGAUUUCCGUACAAUCUGUC